This is a messenger RNA of Striga hermonthica, 885 nucleotides long. The record is from the annotation of a GenBank genome assembly. NCBI's taxonomy places the organism in Eukaryota, Viridiplantae, Streptophyta, Magnoliopsida, Lamiales, Orobanchaceae.
AUGGCAGUUAAACCCUUCACUCAGAUGACUUCCACUGAGUUCUCAAUGGUUGAAGAGUUGACUUCUCUCGUUAAAGAUAAUCUUCCUAGCAAGCAUCUCAUUUUGUCGGUGGAAGAGCUGUUGGUUAAUUUUCUUGAGGAAGAUGCAAGUGUAAAUAGAGUGCUUGAGCUGGAACCAAUGAAUCCUUAUAAUCGUCUGCUCGUGCAUCGUCUUGCUGACAUCUUUGGAUUCUCUCAUCAGUCUGUCGGUGAAGGAGAAUCCAGGCACUUAGUUCUGGAGCGUUGCCUAGAGACGUCAAUGCCACCCAUCCUUGUGAGUGAUUUGGUCUUGCAAUUUGAUGAAAGGCAGCCAAGUAUGACUUUUGACAAACCGAGAUGGAAUGAAGUUAUGCCAGGCCAGAGUAACACGGCCUUGAGUAAAUCUUCAUUUGAGGAGAGAGAAACAUCUUAUUUUGCUGCAAGGGAAAGAAUAUUAUCUUCUGAUGCAAGGGAGACAAAAAUGAUGAAGGAGAGGCCAAAACAUGAUCCUGUGGUUGCCCGCCGUAUGAUAACUCAUGCACUUGGCCAUUCAGACAAGGGGACACAACAUGAGCCAUGUUCAAAUGAUGCUAAGGAUGGCGCACAAGCAGCAAAUGGUUUGAAAUUCCAGAACGUGGAAUAUGAGAAGGACUUAUGUAGUAGAGACGAGCUGGGGAAAAACUCUACUCCCAGGACAUAUGAGACCUCAAAAGAAGGCUGGUCAAAGAAUAGCAUAAAAAGAAGCGAUGAUUGUUUGAGAAAUGAACAUAUGGGAGCUGCCAAGAGAUUGUUUGCUAAUGCCCUGGGGAUGCAUCCAAGGGAUGCCAAUCUCUCAAAGUGCGAUGGAACAAGGAAUUUCAGUUGCUGA